Anopheles aquasalis is the source of this 906-nucleotide messenger RNA. Its product is annotated as cyclin-dependent kinase 20. Gene Ontology annotation, biological process: protein phosphorylation. The record is from RefSeq and is a predicted model, not a curated record. Gene Ontology annotation, molecular function: ATP binding; protein serine/threonine kinase activity. NCBI's taxonomy places the organism in Eukaryota, Metazoa, Arthropoda, Insecta, Diptera, Culicidae. Gene Ontology annotation, cellular component: nucleus.
AUGGACGAUUAUAUGCCAUCGCGGUACCAGCCGCUCGGGCGCAUCGGCGAGGGUGUGCACGGUAUCGUCGUAAAGGCCCGGGAUCUGCAGUGCGAUGACAAGAUAGUGGCCAUCAAGAAGCUAUCGCUGCGGACAAAGUUUGGCGUCGUUUCGCUCAACACGGUCCGGGAGAUUCGGGCCCUGCAGCACUGCCGGUGUGACAACGUACUGGAGCUACUCGAUAUGUACCCGGACCUGACCGGUAUCUCGCUGGUGUUCGAGUACAUGCCGCACACGCUGUACAGCAAGCUGAAGGACGACGAGAACCCACUGUCACGGGCCACCGUGCGCCGCUACACCGGGAUGCUGCUGAAGGGGCUCGCUUACCUGCACGGGCUGCGGUUGAUGCACCGGGACAUCAAGCCGGCCAACCUGCUGAUCGACCGGCACGAUGUGCUGAAGAUAGCGGACUUUGGGUUGGCGCGCAUCUACAGCGACGUACCCAAACCGUACUCACCGCAGGUCGCCACCCGCUGGUACCGGGCACCGGAGAUCCUGUGGGGUUGCCAGCAGUACGGCCCGCCCGUUGAUCUGUGGGCCAGUGGCGUCGUGUUAGCGGAGAUGCUACGCGGUGUACCACUGUUUGCCGGGGCGACCGACAUCGAGCAGCUGGCCCUGGUCGUCCGGACGCUCGGGACACCGAAUCUGAAGGAUUGGCCCGAAGUGCGAAGCCUUCCGGAUUAUAACAAAAUCCGCUUUCCGAACGCGCGCGGCGAACGGUGGGAGGACAUCUUUCCCAGCUGCACCACCCGGGACGAGCUCGGGCUCGUCGACGCGCUGGUACGGUAUAAUCCCGCUAAGCGUCUCACCGCGGAAGAGGCAUUACUUCAUCCCUACUUCAGCGAAGCGGUGGUGAGUGAAAAUUAA